Knipowitschia caucasica is the source of this 312-nucleotide messenger RNA. Lineage: Eukaryota; Metazoa; Chordata; Actinopteri; Gobiiformes; Gobiidae. The record is from the annotation of a GenBank genome assembly.
AUGGUACCAAUGAAUCAGGACCAGUGUGGUUUUCUGGACCGGGAGUGGGGUCUCUCUCUGUACCUGGAGUGGGGUCUCUCUCUGGACCGGGAGUGGGGUCACUCUCUGGACCUGGAGUGGGGUCACUCUCUGGACCGGGAGUGGGGUCUCUCUCUGGACCUGGAGUGGGGUCACUCUCUGGACCGGGAGUGGGGUCUCUCUCUGGACCUGGAGUGGGGUCACUCUCUGGACCGGGAGUGGGGUCUCUCUCUGGACCUGGAGUGGGGUCACUCUCUGGACCAGGAGUGGGGUCUCUCUCUGGACCGGGAGUAG